Molecule: messenger RNA, 8204 nt
Organism: Mugil cephalus (flathead mullet)
Lineage: Eukaryota; Metazoa; Chordata; Actinopteri; Mugiliformes; Mugilidae
Gene: ccser2a
Product: coiled-coil serine-rich protein 2a
Exons: 10
Coding region: 681-3809 (1042 amino acids)
Biological process (GO): microtubule bundle formation
Cellular component (GO): microtubule cytoskeleton
Molecular function (GO): microtubule binding
Source: RefSeq, a predicted model, not a curated record
GCACGUGAUGAACGCUUGUAGGUUAUUGCCCCGCGGAGUCACCCUUUGAGACCCAGGUGACAUCGCUACGCUCCACCCCGCUGGAAGCAAGAGGAGGAGGAUGUCGGACUGACAAAACUGUUUUCGGGGUCUGCUCUCUGUGCCGUUUGCUUUCCAGCUGCGUUCAGUUCGUUUACAAUUGUUUCUUGAGAGGAUACUCUCUUUAUGUACCUCUGUUUACCGGGUUUCGUUUACGCUCGUCUAACGACCUUUUCAGCUCCUCUCGGUGUCAUCAUCAGUCGGUCGGUGUUUACACUGACAGUGAAACUAACGGCUCAGUCAUACAGUAGCUUCGUGCUAUUAUUAUUAUUGUUGUUGUUUUAAACUGGAAACACUUCCCGGAAAAGCGAACUAUUUUCAACGUUUCACGUGUUUGUUUUCCAGGCUCGUUGUUUUGUUUUGGUACAGGACACAUUUGACUGUACACGGUUGAACUUAUGUGAUGACUACGGGCUACAUGCUAGCCGUAACUUUACCAAUGAGUGCUUCAAACAAGAAGUGAAAGCCUCUACAAUGUGUACAAGACAACAAACAAGUGGAUUUUUUUGCUGACCUGUCAGCUGAGGCUUUAAAAAUGCUUUUCAACGGCAUAAUUGAGCUGUGUAUGAUCCCAUAAUCCUCAAUGCCUUUGUUGGCAUGUAAUGGAAGAAAAAGCACCCAUCAAGUCUGCCAUGGUAUCCAGACUGCCUAAAUUUGGUGGACGGUCUUCGACUGGCGGCACCGGCCCCCUGACCAAUGGUUCCACACAACCAACCACAGCUGCCCAGGAUGGGAAGAGCACUCCCCCAGGAACAGCCCCAAAUGGUGUUAUCCGUGGCUCCUCUUUUUCCCUGAAAUGGAAGAGAGAUGAGGGGAUGGCCUCCUCGAGCCCCGCCACUCUCACCAGCUCUGUAGAUGGAAGUGAAGAAAAGGCUCUGACACAGUUUCCUUCAUUGGCAAAGGAAAUAAAGAAUGGCUCUCCAGCGACACCUAAGAUGCGCAGAUCAGGUGCUUUGAUGGUAGCCGUCUCCAGUCCUAAGGCUAUUCCUAAGCAAUCCUCAAAGAUGAGUCCCAAAGUAGUGACAAAGUUAAGCCAAAGCCCACUUAAUGGCAGUUCCAAAAUGGGCUACAAUGGCUCCAGCAUUCCUGCUCGGACAGGGUCAGAGUCCCGCCUUGCGAGACCAAGGUUAGGUUCUGGCUCACCCAGAAGCAGCUCUCAAGACAGUCUUUCUCAGUCCAGUGAGAGUCUGAAGGUCAUGGCGCUGGACAACAUGGUUCGCUCGAACAGUUUCACUCACUUCAAGCAGAUUCCUUCCCCCAGCAAUGAGCCAAUGACUAGAUCUUUUUCCUUUAAUCGGGCUGUGGAGCUAGCCAAACCUCUGGCCAACACUCAGCUCCGACCUCCGCGGAGUAGUUUUCUCAAACCCCCUCAGCUGAGCAAUGGAAGAGUAGGGUUAGGGCUGAACUGUGGCCUUGGAAGUUCAGGUAGUAUAGGUGGGGGACUUGGAGGACUUCAGAACAGCAGAACUCCUCCAGUUUCCUCUUCUCUGCCAACGCCCUUGAUCCCUCCAGCACCUGCUACUCCUCGGAUUCUGAAGAAACCACUGCUCCCGAGCUGUGUGCUGGCCAAGUCAUCGGCCAGCAGUGGGGGGUCUUUGGGCUACAGGUUGGCUCGAUCUGGACAAUCCAAGCACCACAGCCCUCUUUUUCCAGGUAGGGCCAAGGAGGAUAUGAGAUCUCCAUCCUCCUCUGAAUGUGGAGGGCUAUUAAAAAUAGCAAUACAGGCUGAGCCGACUGGUGAGGAUGAAAAAGCAGAUUCUCCAAGUGACUGUGAUGGAGGCUGUGGAAAUGGAGAAGGAAAAGGAGUAGGAAGUAGUUUACUUCAACAGAUCUCUGUCCAGGCAGCAACUGAGACCCUGGAAGACAUGUCCUUAUCUUCUGCGUCAUCACUAGACAUAGUUGACACCAGUGAAGAGUUUUUAGACGACUUUGACAGUGUGGGAGAUGUACACAGUGAUGGCGACCUGCCUGACAAUCGAAAAACUGGCAGUACCACUGAAACCUCCCAACACACCUUUCACAAUGAAACCAUUGACUGGGACUCUGUGGAUCUGUCGGCAGAACAUAAAGAAGAAAGCCCUAUGCAGGACUCCCAGGGGUCACUGUUGUUGUCUCCAGAGCGAUGCAAUGUCCGCCAGGUCUCGUCUGUGGAGCUUUCGCCCUCCAACAGCUCUGGUGGAACCUACAUGUGGGAUGAAGAGGGCCUCGAGCCUCUUGGGGGUCCUGGGACACAUCCAUUAGACAGCUAUGACGACUCAGAGCUCAACAGCAUGGAUAUCCUAAACAACCUGGACCCUCCGGGAACAGGGGAGCUGGACGAUGAUGACCUCAUGCUGGAUGUGGACCUUCCUGAGGAUGGCUCGCAUGACAUUGAAAGGAUGUCCCAUAUCGAGCGCCCAGAGCGGGCCGGUCGUCAGGGGCAACGCCGCAAGCACCACCGCUGGAGUGGACCAGAUCACUUCCACAAUGAUAACCGGGCCCGCGCCUUUCAACAUUAUGACGGUCUCAAAGCUUCGAGAAUGUCUUCGCGAUCUGUUCCGUCGGAAAGCAGGCAGCAUGGCUGUGUGCCGAUGUUGGAUGAGCUCACGCUCGAACACAUGACUCAGGAUUGCAGCCUCCUCAAGAACCAGCUGCUCAGGCUCAAAACCUUACUACAGCUUGAGGAUACAGACUCUCCAGCAGAUGUUCCUGAGGAGACUGAAGACAAUACCACAGCAUCGCAGCUGGAGGCGCUGAUUAAAGAAGUACAUGUGCUCAGAGAGGAGCUGAGGAGUCGGGACAAGACCAUUGCUCAGCUCACGACGCAGUGUCAACAGCUACAACAACAGCAUCAGCGCGAACAAAUGCCUGCUCAAGGCCGGCAGGUCAGGUGUCACUGCCACCAGCAGAGGGCUCCCUCUUCACUACGACAGAGCGACCGGCAGAUGGACAAACGGACGCAGCACAACUAUGACAAGGCCACCCAGACGUACUGGAGGCCACUGAGCCACGCCCCUCAAAUACUACAGCCUUUCAACCCUUGUCUCAACGAGCACCUCAGCCGGGCAAAGCCAGUAAAAACUCCCCCCACCGCGGGCCACAGUGACUCCACAGCGACCGCAUUAGAGGAAGCACACCAUAUAGAUGCUGACGGUCGUUUUGAAGCUCCUAUGGCAGACGUGUGUGGGCCAGCAGGCCCUGACAAGUUGAGUCAUCUCCCCGCCACCAACAUGCACCGCCUGGGUUCCUGGGCUCCACAGGGGAUAACUGCCAGAGACAGUCCAGUAUCAGCAGCUCAGCCUGCAACGCAGCAUGAGAGGAGAACCCCCGCUGUGACACUGCAGAACUCCGUCACUCCCAGAUCUGCUGCUUCAACUUGUCCUCGCAUGCUGCAGCGUCCCCGCCUGCACAAGCGCGUCUCUCUCCCUUCACUCAAGCCAGGGGGCACUGGUGGCUUUGCCUCUCCGAAGGCUGGCUGUCCGGCAGGGCCCGACCCGGCUGACCAGACCAAGCAGCUGCCGCCUCCAUCUAGAGGCCUUCCCUGUUUUAACGCCGGACCUCAGGUGCGGGCUCCGGGCCCGUGUCGUACUCCGCCUCUUCAGCCUCACAGAACAUCACAGCCCGGCAGGGAUGCGGAGUGCAGCAGCUCCGGCCCGGAGGAGUUCAGCCGGGGCGCGCUCAAAGACCCCGGGUCAGCUAAGAUCCCCAGACCUUUGAGUCGAUCGUGCCCUCCCAAGCCAAAGAUCCCCUGAGGAGCUUAAAUCUGCACUUUGACACUGACUUUUAUCCCCUUUUCCUCCUAGCCAUAAUAACAGUGUGACUGUUUUACUUUAUGAGUGUCAAAGGGACAGACACCGAGCUCAUUAACCCGCAUGAACCGUUCAGAAACUACCUGUGUCGGUGACAUUGAUAUCAUGACUGCUGUACGGUAUUUUCACCAAGCUUCCACAGCUCCACCACGAUUGAUUAAAAUGUGGUAUGUAGCAGGAUCUUACCUUCACAGCGACGCACGGUGAUUCACUGUGAGACAGUGUUCAGAUGGAGGCGAAUUUUAUGGGAGAAGAGUUGUUGAGUUUAUAAGCUUUGCACAUGUACAUGGAAGCUACAGAUGGAAGAAAAGAGUGUUGCCAUUCAGACUAGUCAGGUUAUUUAUUUUUUUUUUGUAAUACCCGCUGACUAAAGUCCACUUGUCGUCACACAGCCGUGUCCUUUGACACACAGGUGCAUAUUAUUAUUUUUUUUUUAAAAUAGCUACAGGUUAUAUGUUUGUGACCUUUGCUGUGUAAUAGAUGGCCCCUGGUGAAAAUAGAGGAAAAAAAUAAUAAGUGCGAAAGAAAGGAAGAAAAGUGAAAGUGAAAAAUGGGCUGGGGACUGAAAAGCAAAUCUGUCAAAGUCACUUCCAGAAUGAGAGUUUGUGUUUGUGUGUGUAUGAACGUAGGAGGCGUUGAGUUGACAGGCAGAGAAGAAAAUAGCUCCACAUCGUAAGUUCCUACGCCCUGCGUUACAUCCAGAGUGAACCUUCGGACCCUGUGCAUGUUAACACACGAGGUUGCAGAUCUUCUGUGGAAAUGCACUGAUGAAGGAAAUAUGGGCGAAUUAGCGAAGUGUGAAGGCAAAGAGAAGAGCGGUAAAGCUCCCAGAAAGUCAGGUGUGUUCAGGUUCAAAGGAAAAUCACAUCUGUAUGCAAAUAUAGAACAUACGUUGUUAUGAUUGUAAAAUUGUGAACCGUAAGAACAUUAAAGCUACUUGCUACAUCACAAAUAAAUUAACUAAAAACAAGCUGGAAGGUGGAAGAAAAAAUGAGUGAUCUACCUCAUUUAAGGCUGUAAUUUGAUGAAAAGUAGAAAAUCUAGUAAGUCGGGCUCAGGUUCAGAAAAGCGACGCUUGAUAUAAGAAAGAGUAAUUUGGGAGUCAAUUAAAUAAUUUGUGCAGACAGAAAUGUUCACAAUGCACACUGACUUCCUUGAACUGACUUCUCACUUAAUUGCCCACACAUGAAAACAUUAGCUAACAGGAAUUCAUUAGACAUGCAGAGCUGCUGCCUGGUGUAAAUGUGCGUGUUGUCGUUUUUUUUUUUUUUUUCUCCCCCCCGGCUCUCCUCCUCCUCCUCCUCUCUCGCACAUCUCUUUGGGAACAUCAAAGGUAUUACCGUGGUAUUUUCAGGUAGGGAGCCUUCGGGGCUUUAGUGGCGUUUCAGUGGGAGUUUUGGAGAAUUGUGUUUAUCGCUCCUUUUGCAGUCAAACGCUCCUGAAAUGUCCCCGAACGAAGAGCAGCAGUGUGUUAAAAAGGCCUUCUGACAGCGACUCUGCUCUCUUCUCUGUCACACCGCGUGACCGCAUGGUGUACGCCUCUGGCAGUGUCCGGUCUACUGCGUCCAAUAAUGCACCCCGCGCAGACAACGUGAGACAGAGGAGAGAUGCACAUGCAUACGCAUCCGGACACACAAGUCGUACGGGCGCACAUGUACGUGAACUCUGACAAAACUCAGAGAGACACAAAACUCAGAGGGGACGCUCACACGAGUUCGCACUUCCCAGCAGUCGCACCAGGACACCGUCGCACACACGCGCGCUUUGAAUACUAUAUGAUAAUGCGUUAUUUUGUGAGCUCUCCGAUGUACACGCUGAAACAUCUGUCUCCUGGAUCCAGAUGGGGAAAAAAAAGAUGUCCGUCUCUAGAUUACCCUUGAAAUUGUUAGAGGCUUGUGUGUGUGUGUGCGAGGGAGAAUCGAUGUGGCUGAUAAAACAUGUUUACCUGUUGGAUGGCUCAACAUUGCGCCGAACCAGCCAAGCAGUCAACACGGCCCCGCGAAGCCAAGGAAAACCCAUUUCUUUUAAUGAAAAUGGAAGCCGAGACAGGAAGAUACAUACGGAGCAUGAGAAAGAAAUACCGCCGGAGACAAUAAAAUGAAGCAGUGGGAAUGGGCAGUGAUGAAGUGGCGAGGGCGCUAAUGAUCAAGAUAAGCUCUUCCCGUCAGACUGUUUGCGUGUGCCUGUAAAAAUGUUGUGAAGGUGUUUGUAUAAGAUAGGCGACGGAAACAGAACGCAUUGAGCUGCUCUGCGGUCCAGAGAAUAGCCAGAUCCUUUCAGCUGUGUCACUCACUGCUAAGUAAUGCCAAACAGGAAAUCAAUGUUGCCCGCUGUGUGUGUGUGGUUGUGUGUGUGUGUAUGUAUAUGUGCAUCUCCAGGCACCUCUGGCUGCCAGUGUUUUCCUCUUGGAAAAGAGAGAAAGAGGCAUGUGUCUGCCCGGGCCAAAGGCAAAGCCAUGCCAAGGAAAGCAGGGCAAUGCCAUCGUUCUCUCCCUAUGCUGUAUUCCCUAUCUCCAAAUCAAUGUCCCCGCUCAGUUUAGCAGUCAAGCCAAUCAGUCUUGCUGGCUAUGCUAUAACUAAACCCCAACUGGGAAGAAAACCGUCUGCCGCAGCUCGGAUCAAUUCUAAUGCGGGAUCUUGAAAACUCACAAAUUAUUAAGUUGCAUGGCACAAGAGGAACGUCCACAAUGUCACCACGAAUGACACGGGAAUGGACCUUUUUGGCACAUUAUCUAUAUAAAUGCUUUCUUGCGACACCAUGGACAUGCACUUCCACUGAGGGACAUUACUUGACUUGUAAACAAACAACAACAACAAAAAAAACACUGACAUUUAGAGAGCGAAUGCAUUUAAAGUAGAGCAAAUGCAGAAAAAAAGAAGAAGCAUAUUUGCAGUUUCAAACUUUUGGUUCUUUGGCUCAUUUCCCAAAACACAGGGAAAAGUAAUAAAAAAAAUACUUUCUUAUGGUUUUAGUCUUGCACUAAAUUCCCUUCAUGGCGGUUAUAAUCUUCAGUUUAUGUCGAAACAGAAAACAAGAAAGAUAAUAAUUCAAAUGCAUGAUUAUUCUGGAGGAAGCCAUUUGUGUUGCCGUAGAACUGUAUUAAAAACAAAUGUGCUUCUUUAUUGAACAUUUAUGCUCAUUUUUACAUGUUGGUUUCCAUUUUUGUUUCAGCUGUAUGGCUUUGGUUCAAACAUAUGUCUCAUAACAAAUGUUUUGCUUCCCCAUGCAGCUGCUUUAAGAAAACACUGUCAAACCCUGCCCAAGAGAGACAAAUAUAGCCAGUGGCAGGCUUUUAACUGUAAGAAGUAUUUAGCACCUAAGCGACAAAAUAAAGCUGAUUUCAGCUAAAGCUAAUGCUGCUACAUAAGUAUCUGCUGCUGCUAAAUUCAGUAAACUACUGUUGACGAAUAUUUAAGCGUCAACUCCUUAAAGGACCAAUGUCUGGGGUUUUGGGACAUCUAGUGGUGAGUUUGCAUAUUGCAGCAAACCGAAUACCCCUAACUUGGUCUGCUUUUUACAAACAUUUCAGAAAUUUGAAAUACGGUGAUCGCCAUUGUCUUCUGUGCCAGAGUUUCAGUUUGUCCGUUCUGGACUACUCUAUAAACUCAGUCCUCAUGUAGAAAUAAAGAGAUGAUUCAUAAUCGGUUACAGGUGAUUUAACACCACUGUUGUAACAAACCACUGUUCCAACCACAAAAACACUGUCGUCAGGUUUUCUGGCAACACCUACUGGUCCUGGUGGUCGUUUAAAAGUAAAAACAAGAGCGUAAAACCACAAAUAUGCCUCUGAUUAUUUCUGGAGUAACUCUACUGUUAUACUUGUGUUUUUUUGUUGCCUGAGCAGCAACGGACAUGUUGCACUCUACUUACUGAGCAUUUACUGAUUUACCACUCAAGUGUUACUACUUGUCAUAUUUGUCACGGCUUAGAGUUUACAGUGUCAGCACAUAAAGUACUAUAGUGUAACUGUUCAUAGGCUUUCCAUAAUAUGCAAGGUCACUGUAUUUAUCUCGGCAUAAUCUACGAUGUCUCGUAGCGGUUAAACACCGUCUCCAGUAUCUGUGCAAUACCGUCUGAAGCAACCACACGAGGGAAAGCUGCACCAUAUCUUUAGUGACCUUUUUAUGCAAGUGGGAGUGGGGAAGCAAAUAAAGCUUUUCUUUUCUAAUCUGAAGCACUUUAAAUGACAUAAAUUGUUGAUGCUGUACGAAUAUUUAACUGGUUUUUGAAAGCUAAUUUUGAUUUCUUUUGUUCUUUCAUCUCCCUCGUUUGUCUCUGCAAAAAUGAUGUUUUUCUCUGAAGCUUUGUGAGAGAGCAAUAAAGGUUGGCACAACAAUA